AUGGAGCCUGCGGGGCGCCCCCGGGACCGGGUCCCCAGGAUCGAUCCGUACGGGUUUGAAAGGCCCGAAGACUUUGAUUAUGCAGCUUAUGAGGAGUUUUUUUCCGCCUACCUGGUGAUACUCACUAGAAGAGCGAUGAAAUGGUCCAAACUUUUGAAGGGGGGCGGAGGUGUCCAGAAGAGCGGUACAGUGAAGCGCUAUAUCCGGAAAGGUGUCCCCCUGGAGCACCGGGCCCACGUCUGGAUGGGGGUGAGCGGAGCCCAGGCCCGAAUGGACCAGAACCCCGGCUAUUACCACCGGCUACUGCAGGGAGAGUGCAGCGGCAGGCUGGAGGAGGCCAUCCGGACAGAUAUGAACAGGACCUUCCCGGACAACGUGAAAUUCCGGAAAAGCGCGGAUCCCUGUUUACAAAAGACCCUGUACAACGUGCUGGUGGCCUAUGGGCGCCACAACCAAGGUGUGGGGUACUGCCAGGGAAUGAACUUCAUAGCAGGCUACCUGGUCCUCAUAACCAAGAGCGAAGAGAAAUCCUUUUGGCUGUUAGACGCGCUCGUGGGAAGAAUACUGCCUGAUUACUACAGCCCUGCCAUGCUGGGCCUGAAGACAGACCAGGAGGUCCUGGGGGAGCUGGUGAGGACCAAGCUGCCAGCGGUGGCGGCCCUGAUGGACAGGCACGGCGUCCUGUGGACCCUGGUCGUGUCACGCUGGUUCAUCUGCCUGUUCGUGGACGUCCUGCCCGUGGAGACGGUGCUCCGGAUCUGGGACUGUCUGUUCAGCGAAGGCUCGAAGAUUCUCUUCCGGGUGGCCCUGACCCUGAUCAAGCACCACCAGGCCUUUAUUUUGGAAGCCAGCAGUGUGGCGGACACCUGCGAGCGGUUCAAGGAGAUCACCAGAGGCAGCUUUGUGACCGAGUGCCACACCUUCAUGCAGAAAAUAUUUUCAGAGCCCGGGAGCUUGUCCAUGGCCACCAUCACCAGGCUUCGCGAGAGCUGCAGGGCCAGGCUGCUGGCGCAGGGCUGA
This is a messenger RNA of Puma concolor (puma), 1020 nucleotides long. It is a transcript of the gene GRTP1, whose product is annotated as growth hormone regulated TBC protein 1. Gene Ontology annotation, biological process: regulation of GTPase activity. Lineage: Eukaryota; Metazoa; Chordata; Mammalia; Carnivora; Felidae. Gene Ontology annotation, molecular function: GTPase activator activity; small GTPase binding. The record is from RefSeq and is a predicted model, not a curated record.